Molecule: messenger RNA, 2442 nt
Organism: Peromyscus eremicus (cactus mouse)
Lineage: Eukaryota; Metazoa; Chordata; Mammalia; Rodentia; Cricetidae
Gene: Lpp
Product: LIM domain containing preferred translocation partner in lipoma
Exons: 12
Coding region: 401-2242 (613 amino acids)
Biological process (GO): cell-cell adhesion
Cellular component (GO): stress fiber; focal adhesion
Source: RefSeq, a predicted model, not a curated record
AUUCUUGUUUCCAGAAACCAAGCGGAGCCCCCUCCCCCGCCUCCUGCCCUUCCCCCUCCAUGCCUCUGCCCCUUGUUCUGGAGGCUGAAGAGAGUGUGCCUCAGCUCAGUUCCCCUCAGGCUUCUGGACCACAUCCCUGCUGUGUUCUGUCCUGGGCCUGGCUUUGUGAGAGGGAGUCAGGGCAGUGAAGGCCCCCUGCUGUCUGUGGUGGUGACCUCUUCACGUGGGAACUCAAGGACAGAAGCAGAGAGAAUCUGUCGGCUGGUUCUGCGUUUGCCAUUGUUUGCUAUUCCCUCAGUGGAGGGGAGCUGUUUUCCCUCAGCUGAGACUAGCCCAUCAUCUGGCUGAGCCUGUGUCCAUUGUCCAUCCCUAAAGCCAGAAGCUGCUUGAGAUUUCAACCAUGUCUCACCCAUCUUGGCUGCCACCCAAAAGCACUGGUGAGCCUCUUGGCCACGUUCCUGCCCGGAUGGAGACCACCCAUUCUUUCGGGACCCCCAGUAUUUCCGUGUCGACACAGCAGCCACCCAAGAAGUUUGCUCCAGUGGUGGCCCCAAAACCCAAGUACAACCCGUACAAGCAGCCCGGAGGAGAGAGUGACUUUCUCCCACCCCCACCUCCACCUUUAGAUGAUCCCGGUACCCUUCCACCUGGCUCUGGACACUUCCCUCCUCCUCCACCACUGGAUGAAGGUGCUUUCAAAGUCCAGCAGGGAAAUCCUGGAGGCAAGACCCUGGAGGAAAGGCGGUCCAGUCUGGAUGCCGAGAUCGAUUCCUUGACCAGCAUCCUGGCUGAUCUGGAGUGCAGCUCUCCCUAUAAGCCUCGGCCCCCACAGGGCUCUACUAGUGUUACAGCCACUCCUUCAGCCGCCACUCCUGUCACAGGACAUAAGAGAAUGGUCAUUCCCAACCAGCCCCCUCUGACGGCCACCAAGAAGUCGGCCGUGAAACCACAGCCUGCACCCCAGGCCGCACCCAUCCCAGUGGCUCCCAUUGGAACUCUCAAACCACAGCCUCAGCCAGUUCCGGCCUCCUACACGACAGCCUCUACACCUUCCAGGCCCACCUUCAACGUGCAAGUGAAGUCAGCCCAGCCCAGCCCACAUUACAUGGCUGGCCCAUCUGCUGGACAGAUGUAUGGUCCAGGGCCUCAUGGCUAUAACACCCAGCCAAUUCCUCUGUCGGGACAGGGUCCUCCUCCCUCAGCUCGUGCUGGUACCGACCAUGCAUAUAUCCCACCCCCGGGACAUCAGCCUGAGCCGGGAUAUGGGUAUACCUCCAACCAAGGACGAUAUUAUGAACCCUAUUAUGCAGCAGGGCCUGGCUACGGGGCCAGAAAUGAUGCAGAUCCUUCUUAUGGACAACAAGUUCACCCGAAUACCUGGAAGCGGGAACCAGGGUAUGCUGCUCCUGGAGCUGGGAAUCAGAACCCCUCUGGGAUGUAUCCAGCCAGUGGUCCUAAGAAGACCUAUAUCACAGACCCUGUGUCAGCUCCCUGUGCACCACCAGUGCAGCCAAAGGCUGGACACCCUGGGCCUAUGGGGGCUCCUUCUGUUCCCCCAUCAUUCCGGCCAGAAGAUGAGCUGGAGCACCUGACCAAGAAGAUGCUGUAUGACAUGGAAAAUCCCCCUUCUGAUGAGUACUUUGGCCGCUGUGCUCGCUGUGGGGAAAACGUGGUUGGAGAAGGGACAGGAUGCACGGCCAUGGAUCAGGUCUUCCACGUGGACUGCUUCACCUGCAUCGUCUGUAACAACAAGCUCCGAGGACAGCCUUUCUAUGCUGUGGAGAAGAAGGCCUACUGUGAGCCCUGCUACAUUAAUACUCUGGAGCAGUGCAACGUGUGCCACAAGCCCAUCAUGGAGCGGAUCCUCCGCGCCACGGGGAAGGCCUACCACCCCCACUGCUUCACCUGCGUGAUGUGCCACCGCAGCCUGGAUGGCAUCCCGUUUACCGUGGACGCCUGUGGCCUCAUCCAUUGCAUCGAGGACUUCCACAAGAAAUUUGCCCCACGCUGUUCUGUGUGCAAGGAGCCUAUCAUGCCUGCCCCAGGCCAGGAGGAGACUGUCCGCAUCGUGGCUCUGGACCGUGAUUUCCACGUGCACUGCUACCGCUGUGAGGAUUGUGGUGGUCUUCUGUCUGAAGGAGACAACCAAGGCUGCUACCCCUUGGAUGGACACAUCCUCUGCAAGACCUGCAACUCAGCCCGCAUCAGGGUGUUGACCGCCAAGGCAAGCACCGACCUGUAGAGUCAGCCGCCGCCUAGCUGCUACGCGGAGAAGAGUGAAACACGAGAGAAAGAUAAGAGAAGAAAUAGAAAAAUAGAGGCAAAGUUCUCAACCCCUGGGAUGGUCUCUGUUCUUCACCUGCUGUUACCCUUUCCUUUAGAAGCACACACAUGAUGGCAUUUGUCAAAGUUCCUACCAAAUACACAUUUCACAUUGAAUCA